AACUGCUCUCCCAAUCAAAACCCACACCCCUUCUCUCUCCUCUCUAUCGCACUCUCUCCCAUGGCGGACUCUGAAACCCUAAACCCUAAAAUCGACCCCGAAGACCAACCCUCCUCCAAUGUCAACGACAACGGCCUCCACGAACCCGACCCGGAGGAGCCCGAUGACGACGAAUUCGAAGAAGACGAAGAAGACGACGACGAGGAGCCGCCGCCGUCGAAGGAGCAGCAGCUGCGUUCGGCGAGGGCGAAGACGGAGGGCCUGGUCCAGCGGAUGAUGAAAGAGCCCGUGGAGAUAAGAGUGCACGACGUUUUGAUCAAAGGGAACACGAAGACGAAGGAGUAUCUGAUCGAGGCGGAGCUGGAGGGGAUUAAGAAGGCCACGACUAUGCAGGAGCUUCUCGAAGCUUCGACCUUGGCCAAUGCCAAGCUUAAAGAGCUUGAAAUCUUCGAUUCGGUUCGGAUCACGCUCGAUGCCGGCCCGCCGGAGCUGCCGGGGACCGCCAACGUCAUCGUCGAGGUCGCCGAGACUGAGAGUGUGAUUACUGGUGAAAUGGGCUGUUAUACUAAGCCAGCGGCUAGAUCAUGGACACUUGAAAGUUCCCUCAAGCUUAAAAAUAUUUUUGGAUAUGGGGAUUUGUGGGAUUGUUCUGUGGCAUAUGGUCCCAACCAAACAUCGGAACUAAGUACUGGAGUGGUUUUACCCCGAUUCAAAGGUUUUGUAAAUCCCUUGAAAGCGCGUGCAUUCCUGCUUUCCCAAGAUUGGCUGGAGUUCUCCUCUUAUAAAGAGCGAAUGGCUGGGCUCUCUCUUACCCUAUUUUCAACAAGGCAUCAUGAUAUGGUAUACAACCUUGGAUGGCGUACACUUACAGAUCAAUCACAGAUGGCCUCCAAGUCAAUUAGAAGGCAGCUUGGCCAUGGCUUACUUUCAUCCUUGAAGUAUACAUUUACACUUGAUAGGAGAAAUUCACAAUUGAGGCCAACUCGAGGCUAUUCUUUUGUUUCUUCUACUCAUGUUGGUGGCCUGGCCCCUGAUAGUCGCAGUGUUCGUUUUUUGCGCCAGGAGCUUGAUUUUCGCUAUGCAGUCCCAUUGGGAUUUUAUAAUGCUGCACUCAACUUUGGGGUCUCUGGGGGUGUGAUCUUUCCUUGGGGGAAUGGAUUUUUGAACAAGCCUACAUCUCUUCCAGAGCGAUUCUUCUUAGGUGGUGAUUUCUCUCCUCUUUGUACUCUUGGGGGCCCUUCAACAGUGUGGGGAUUUAAAACAAGAGGAAUAGGCCCUACUGAACCAAGAAGACAUGUCAGAGAUAAUUCUAAUGAUGAGAAUUCAGAAUCCUCUGGAUAUGAUUUUGUUGGAGGAGAUCUUGCUGUUUCUGCAUUUGCAGACAUUUCAUUUGACCUUCCAUUGCGCUGGUUAAGAGAACGUGGAGUUCAUGGACAUGUUUUUGCGGGUACCGGGAAUGUAGCAAAACUGUCGGAGAAUGAGUUCAAAAAAUUUUCCUUCCAGAGAUUCAUGGAGUCAUUUCGAAGUUCAGUUGGAGCUGGGAUUGUCAUCCCCACAAAAAUUUUUCGCCUCGAGUGCAACUACUACUAUAUCCUGAAGCAAUUUGAGCAUGAUGGCGGAAAGGCUGGCUUUCGGUUUAGCAUCUCAGCUCCAUCAUCAUCAUAGAUUCCUGGAUUUGUUUUCCUUAUGAUGUUUGAUGUACGAUGACUUUGAGGUGACCUGGAAAGCAUGCCAUUUUGAAUUUCUGGUGCUUGAGUUUUUUCCUUACGGGAUGGACAACUCCACUCUAUCGGUUAUAAUCUUAGCUUAGACAUUGCUACAUUUUCUUGUAAUUUCAACCUUCGACUAAAAUUUCAGGAAGCCUGAUGCUUUGUGAUGCACAUAUAGAGGAAAAAUAACAUGAGAUUUCAAGUGCUGGAAUACAUAUGGCUGCUUUUGUUCAAGUGUGAGUGUCACAAGGUUCUGGAAGAUCAUCAUGCUUUAUACUUAAUCAGUAUAUUUUUUGGUCCUUUUUGGUUUGAUUUAUACUGAUCAUAUUACCAGCAUACCAUCAAAGUCUUCUGCUGCCUUUAGUAUUUGUUUUCGGUUUUGAUGUCUCUAGUACGUUUCUGAUAAUAGGUUGCCAUUUUAAGUCUCAAGCUGACCGUGAUCCAUUUCUUGUGGUGUUACUUGGGAGCAACUAGGGAUUUUCAUAUGGAAGAAUAUGUCUUUCCCUGUUUAAGUUUGAAGGUCUCUUUCCCUGGAUGUGUUGAAACAGUCAUUUUAAAAUGAUGG
Messenger RNA from Fragaria vesca subsp. vesca, 2274 nucleotides. Its product is annotated as sorting and assembly machinery component 50 homolog B-like. NCBI's taxonomy places the organism in Eukaryota, Viridiplantae, Streptophyta, Magnoliopsida, Rosales, Rosaceae. Gene Ontology annotation, biological process: protein insertion into mitochondrial outer membrane. The transcript is spliced from 4 exons. The record is from RefSeq and is a predicted model, not a curated record. Bases 61 to 1665 code for a protein of 534 amino acids. Gene Ontology annotation, cellular component: SAM complex; outer membrane.